Messenger RNA from Pyricularia grisea, 636 nucleotides. RefSeq lists its product as uncharacterized. Lineage: Eukaryota; Fungi; Ascomycota; Sordariomycetes; Magnaporthales; Pyriculariaceae. The coding region runs from base 1 to 636 and encodes 211 amino acids. The record is from RefSeq and is a predicted model, not a curated record. The transcript has a single exon.
AUGCCCACCAUCACCGAACUCGCCCUCCUAACCUUAACCCCCAAACCCACAUCCUCCACCGCCGCCAACUUUCUCCAACGCGUCCGAACCGUGACAGAAACCUGGACCCGCCGCCCAGGAACAGUACGCUACCUGCAGUCCAUCGACGACCCGCACGCCAUCUACCUCGUCGGCCAGUGGGCCACCGUCGCCGAGCACAUGGACGGCUUCAUCCCUUCGGCGGGCAACCAGGGCCUGCUGCGCGAGGGCGCGGGGCUGUUCGAGCUGGGCGGCUUGUUUCUGCACUUUGACGCCGACGUCUCGCAUAUGACGCGUGGUGCGGGCAGGGAGGUGGAGAUUGUGAGGUAUAUCGUGCGCGAGGGGAUAUCGCGGAGGACGGUCGUGGAUGAGGCGUGGGGGCGGCUACUCGCGGCGCACGGGAGCGACCGGGUUGGAGGCGGUUGGAGGUUGGAUGGGCUAGACGAGAGUGGAGGCUCGGCGGGCGAGUUUGUGGUUUUCCGUGCGGGUGAUGCGGAUGGCGGUGAUGGAGACCGGGGAGGGUUGACGGUGGCGGGAUUUGAUGCCGACGUACGUGAUUGCGUCCUGCGAAGGGAGGUUGUACGGACUGUUGAGAUUUACCCUCCCAAGGAGGAUUAA